AACAACAAAUACAACUGUACCAGUAUGCAAAAUCCACACUCUAAAUUAUCUAUCUCGUAGUUUCCUUUGCAUAAAAGAAAAGCAAUAGCACUAUUCUCUAUUUCCAGACCCAAAUCAACUCGGGGAAGAACAAAAAAGACCAUUUUCUUAAGCAUAAUCAUAACUCAAAAUCAGAUUCUGUAAAAUGAAGGAUGAAAUUGAAGGAAGCUACAGUGAUUAUGAUGAAUCUCAGAGAGUUCCUGGAACAAAGGAAUCUAUUUCCAGCCUGCCAGAAAAUAGAGGAAGAUUGGAAUCAAAGAGAAAACUGAAGAAAGUGAGGUCAAUUAGGCUUGGAAGAUUAUCAAGCAUGAGAUCAUCAACUAGAAGGGGGAAACCCCAAUAUGAUGAUCUCAUCAUUCUCUCAUCUGUUGGCACAGAAAGUUUGGAGGGGCCAACCCCAAUUGACAUGGCAGAUGCAUCACCUAAUUACAUGAAGGCUACCAGCAGUUCUCAUGCAAAGGAUAGUUUUCAGAAUACACGGAGAUUUUCCACAAAGAGGACUUUAACUAGAAUGUCUACUUUGAAGUUGAAGAGGAGUUUGACCAGAAAGUUAUCUGGAAGGACUGAGCCAAAGAGGAAAUUGAAGUCAUCAAGAUCAAUCAAGUUUGUAGCUGUUAAGGGUCCAAAAUCAACAAGAAAGCAAUCUGAAUCUACCUGUGGCAGUGAUGAUCAAAAUGGGAAAAGUACAUGUGAUGCUAGCAGUAAACCUCAGAGAGUCAUUACCAGAAGAUUAAGCUUCAAACCUGUGAGGAUGUUAACAAAAAUGCCCACUUUCAAAGCAAAGAAUUCUUCCAAAUCAGACUCAAGCUUGCAUAGAGCCACAUGUUCUUCCACUCUCAAGGAUUCCCAUUUCCCUGAUCACAUUGACCUUCCUCAAGAGGCAAGUACAUCUCAAGGAGUAUCAUCUAUGAAGGUUUGUCCAUAUACUUACUGCUCUCUUCACGGUCAUCGCCAUGGCAAUAUGCCUACGUUGAAGCGCUUUGUGUCAAUGAGGAGGCGUAUGUUGAAGACCCAAAAGACCAUGAAAAUGGACGGUCAACCUGUUAAUAGAUCAAAGCAGUUUGGAAAUGCAAGGAAAGCCGCUCCAAAAGCCCAAACUGUUCACAGCGAAGAUGGCAGAUCUCAUUUUCAGAACAUGAAAAAGAUGGCAAGUGACUCACAUAUUAGGCCUCAUGGCACUCCAACAUCCAGAGUUACCGAAGGUGACACUUCUGGGAGAGAGGAUGAGGAAAAAUAUAAUGUCAGAUCUAAUGCUGAGGUGUUACUGGGUGAAACAUCAUAUCCACAUACGAUAAAUUUUGAAGAGUAUCUAGGUGAUUCUCCUGCAGUUAAAAGGCAAACUUCACCUUCUGUCAAGGAAAGAAGUAUGGAAUAUUGCUGCAUUGCCACCGAAAAAUACAAAUCCGAUUCUGUGGUAGCUGAGACACCGCAGAGUGACAAGAAUAUGGUUGCAUGCAAGAAAAAUGAUGAAAGUGCUACUGUGGAUUCGACAUCAACAGAUGUAGUCAAGUUUUCUGCUUCUGAUAUUGAGAUAUUGGAGGGAAAAGUAAUUACUGCAGGCAAAAACAUGGAGCCAGAUUAUGAAGUACUUCAGAAGAGUUCUGCACAGGAAGAGCCUACCCCUGCUAGUGCUACUGAUGGGGCAAUGCAGGAAAGAGAUAAAAAAUAUAUAAAAAUGUGGCAAUUGAUGUAUAAGCAUGCAGUGUUAGGUAACUCAGGGAAAUGUGAAAGUAAGCUGCCUUUUAAUGAGAAAGGCAGGGAAGAAAGCGGGCAAAAUGAUCUCAUGAUUAAUGAAGUAAACAGCUGUUCUUGUCAUAAUCAUUGCGAAACCAAUCAGGAUAUGGAUGAUGAAAAUAAGAAUGCAAUUGAGCUGGUGCAGAAAGCAUUUGAUGAAAUUCUUCUCCCGGAGCCUGAAGAUCUCUUUUCUGAUGAUCAUUUCAAAUCUGAAGGCAUUGAUUCAGAUGAGCCACUCUCAGAAAAGAGUGAAGGUAAAAGAGAAGAAGUGAAUACCUCAACAUCUACAGAAUCUCCUAUAGAAGAACAGAGGAUGGGGACUGAACCUCACCAAACAACACCAAAAAGCUGGAGCAAUCUGAAAAAAAUGAUCCUCUUGAAACGGUUUGUAAAGGCAUUAGAGAAGGUAAGAAACUUCAACCCACGAAGACCAAGUCAUUUGCCUUCUGAUGCUAACUUAGAAAUAGAAAAAGUUUUUCUCAAGCACCAAACUGCAGAAGAGAAGAAAAAUACUGAGGAAUGGAUGCUUGACUAUGCUCUUCAAAAGGUUAUUUCUAAACUUGCACCUGCUCAAAGACGUAGAGUGACACUUCUAGUAGAAGCUUUUGAAACAAUUCUGCCAUUUCAAGAUGCUGAAAGUAGUCCAUGGUCUUCUGCAACAAUGGAACCUAAAGCAAAUCCAAUUCAAUCCCUUGAUGAUUCCUCAAAUCAUGGCAAGGAAGAAGCAUCAUUUUCUCAUAAUAGUAAUAUGGAACUUGAGGAUAAUGCUGGUGAUGAUCCAAUGCCAGAACUGCACAAUCCUAUUGUGCUCAAAGACAUCUUUGAUUAUCCUCGGACUGAGAUUGUCAAGCAUAUAUCUGCAUCUGAAGCUAUUGAAGAAGACAUAUAUGGAAACCGAAGUUUAGCUGGCAGUGAUGAUAAUGAUGAGAAAAUCUCAACUGACGACAAUAAUAUUUAUCCUGUAGAAAUCAAAGAUAGCAGAUCAAGUUCCUUAAAUAAGCCAGUUGAAACUACAAGCAGCUGUCAUGAGGAGGCUCCAACCAAUGAAAAGGUCAGUGAAUUUCCAGAAGACUUGAUAUCCAAUGUGAAUAUAGAAAAUCCAAAUAUCAAAUCCAAAUCACCUGGAAUAGAUGUUGAAACCAAGAAGCUGAUUGGUGAUAAUGGGGAACAAUUUUCCGUGUCUAAAAGUUUAAUUCUAGAAGGUCUAGUUAGAUCACUCAGAUCUAAUUUGAAUGGUUCAGGAGCACCUGCUAACCUAUUAGAUGAACCAACAGCAGACAGGAAAGAAAGGAUUGAAAAAUCUAAGCUGGAAACUGAGACUCUUGAAGAGUUCCCUACACAGGAACAAUCUGAAGCUCCCAAGAGUGCUGUUGUAGAACCUGAGACCCUGCCAGAGAAACAGCGCUACACAGGUCUGUGGUACUUGGUAUAUAAACACAUGGUAUCGGAUAUGGCUGAAAACAAGCCCAAGUCACUAAUUGAUGAGGCAGAUGAGAAAGAGUCAGGGCAUGAAGGCGGCAGAAAAAGAGGAACUUCCAUCUCUCAUGAAAGUACACCAAUGACUAAGCAAGAUAAGGAAUUCAAGGACCAUGUUGUAGAUGAUCCAGAAGUUGAACUCCAACAGAUUGAAGCCAUCAAGAUGGUAGAAGAAGCAAUUGAUUCAAUCCUUCCAGAUGAUAAGGACGACUUACCAGACAAAGAGUCACUUGCUUACAACACAAUUUCAGACAACUCUAAACAGUCUGACAGAACUGAAAGAGUGUACAAUGAAGGUCUGGAGAAAAAAGAAGAAAGAAUGGAAUCUAAAAAUAGAACAAUCCAAGAAAAAGAAGAUGAAGAAUCAGCACCAAAGGAGGGAAACAAAACAAACCAGCAAUUGCCUAGAAGCUGGAGCAAUCUUAAAAAGGUAAUCCUGCUUAGGAGAUUCAUCAAGGCAUUGGAAAAAGUAAGGAAAUUCAACCCAAGAGGACCCAGAUAUCUACCUGUAGAGCCUGAUUCAGAAUCUGAGAGAGUUCACUUAAGGCAUCAAGGCAUGGAAGAAAGAAAAGGCACUGAAGAAUGGAUGCUUGAUUAUGCACUUAGACAGGUGGUUUCCAAAUUAACCCCAGCUAGGAAAAGAAAAGUGGAGCUGCUAGUGGAAGCUUUUGAAACAGUCAUGCCAACCAUGAAAAAUUGAAACUGGCCAGAUAGUGGAAUAGCUCGUAUGCAAAAUGAAUUCAAGCAGAACAAGAUGAAAGGUCAAGAAAGAAAUCUGUAUGAUCACAAUCCUUUGCGAUUACUCUGCAGUUUUUUGUUUGUCAAAACAGUGUGACAGAACUCAGAUAUUUCAAUGUGUCUCCGAGGGAGAAAUUUUAGAGAAUAAUGAAUGUUUCAUGAUUCAUCACAACAAAAUUUCAAUACAGGGCAUAUUUUUUCUCUUGGUGUUCAGACUUCAGAGGUGGAUGUUCUGUAUGAAAGACCUUGGCAUUACAAAUACCGUAGACAAUCUUUAGUAUCAUGAUGUAUAUCUUUUAUUUGGAAGUUGGAACAUAUUAGAAUGGCCUAAUUUGUAGAACAUAUUUAUGUUCUUUUCUUCUGAAAAUAAAGAUUUCUUAUCCUGUUAUCAAACAUCCAAAAGUAAACAUGAACUGAAAAGCCGUGACUACCAGAUUUCUUU
Molecule: messenger RNA, 4429 nt
Organism: Abrus precatorius (Indian licorice)
Lineage: Eukaryota; Viridiplantae; Streptophyta; Magnoliopsida; Fabales; Fabaceae
Product: calmodulin binding protein PICBP-like
Exons: 4
Coding region: 185-3949 (1254 amino acids)
Molecular function (GO): calmodulin binding
Source: RefSeq, a predicted model, not a curated record